GCUGUCAGUGGUACCAACAAUGCUGACACCCUCUGCGCUGACUGGGUUCCUCCCAACCCCAUCCCAGCGAUUGUCUGCAUCGCUCCACCGGGCGUCGGUUCCUUCCAAGACCUGACGGUCUACUGGCACGGAGUCGCGACUGUACAAAGUCACUCGUAUGGAUACAAUGCCCCUGCCAUCUUGUCAGUCUCGCCAAACAGCGUCGACUAUCACGGCAUGACCACCGUCACCAUCCUGGGGAGGAACUUCGGACCUCAACAGCAGUACCAGAAGGUGUUGGCGAGUCGAUACAAGUUCACUUGGCAAGCUCCCAGUCAGGUUCUCGUCUCCACACGCAAGCAGCUGCCCUGCCAGUCUGUCACGUGGGUAUCGGACAGCAAACUCCUCUGCCAAGUGCCUCCCAUGCCCCUUGUGAGGCAGAAUGUCAACACGCAGGAGCGAAGCGUGAAGGCGACCCUGACAGUACAAGUGUCGAACCAGCGGAACCGAAUCUCGCUGUCUGCUUCCUUGCUGUACACCAACGUGCCGUCGUUUUACAGCUGCAACAAUGAGAGGGCGACAGGAGCUAGCUCCGAUUGCUUCAAGUGCUGCAGGAACUUUUGCAUAUCAGACGCGCUGUCAACGGGGGCACCGCAACAGGGAUACAUCUACUCCUCUUGCGACAAGACCUGCUACAGCUACUGCAGUCAAAGCAGUCCAGCAAGACCGAUACUACGACGACUGCUACAAGUCUAUUCCAAGUUACGUGAGUUGCAGAAAAGACUUUGAGAAUCGACAACAUGAACGUUUACAGUACAAGAAUUUUGUGAAAAAUUCUGAUGAAAUGGAAUGCCUGAGAAGAUUAACUUUUUGUGAACCCUAACAUUGUACGCCUAUCGCCACUGAUCGGUUAUCAGCCGUUGCAAUCUUGCUCCAUUGAUUCGCAACCUGAUCCAUUUCAUCUUGUGCUUUGUUUUGUAUUUCAUCUACGCCUUGAUUUCUUGAGGGGACAACUGAAUUGAAGAAAGCGCUUGUGUUUACAUGUUUGCUUUCAUGCUCUAUGCCUUCACUUGUUAGAUCUUCAACCUUGGCUUCUAGACGAGGCGGGCUCUUGGCUUGAUACAUCAACAUCGCUUGAGAAUUGAUCUGCUGGUACGGGCUGGAGAUCGACGAGUCAAGAAGGUGGCGGUAUGAGUUCCCGUCGAAUCCUGGUGAGAUGUUCAAGUCUGCUGCAGCGUUUGACAUCUCUCGCUCAGGUGUCUUGGCUUCAUGCUGCUGCUGCUUGUUUUCCCCUGCUCUUCCAGGUUGCUUCCGCAUUUUUGCAACAGUAUGGCCUUGCCGAUCGCAACGUCACCUGAAAUCAAAGAAAGCGAAUAGUUUGACUUACCAGGAUUCAAAAUAUCAUCAUCUAACAUCUGGGAAUGCGGUCCAAAACAUCUGAGAGACAAUCAAUGAAGCAAGAUUCAACGAGUUUGCCUUCACGGGAAGCAGG
Messenger RNA from Guillardia theta CCMP2712, 1471 nucleotides. RefSeq lists its product as hypothetical. The record is from RefSeq and is a predicted model, not a curated record. The annotation marks the transcript as partial. NCBI's taxonomy places the organism in Eukaryota, Cryptophyceae, Pyrenomonadales, Geminigeraceae. The transcript has 8 exons.